Molecule: messenger RNA, 4893 nt
Organism: Phytophthora nicotianae INRA-310
Lineage: Eukaryota; Oomycota; Peronosporomycetes; Peronosporales; Peronosporaceae
Product: TKL protein kinase
Exons: 2
Coding region: 286-4836 (1516 amino acids)
Biological process (GO): protein phosphorylation
Molecular function (GO): protein kinase activity; ATP binding; protein binding
Source: RefSeq, a predicted model, not a curated record
CAACAAAUUUGCACAAAUUGUAGCAAAAAUUGCAAUUUGCAAUCAGUUUCUCUUGCGCGGCAGAGAAUUUGAGUUGUCCGUAGCCAUGUACAGCUGCCCUAAUCAGCUCGGCGCUUGUCAAUGUAGGGCGUGCAGGGGCAGAUGAGAGGCAUCUGGGCACAGUUCCACCGCUCUCUGCCUCAAUGUCGCUGCCAGGUGGAGACACACACUUCUUAACUACGCGCUCCAGACGCAGAAAGCGCCCGAAACGGAGUUGGCGUUUUCCACCUCCAGGAAACCAACGCGAUGGACGACGACGCCAUGACGUCGCUGCUCUUCGAGGGCCAAGGUCGCGCCAUUUCGGCCGCCACGUCGGCUCGCUCCGAGGCUUCUACAGCGCCAUCGUCGCUCAACUCGAUGGACCAGGCGGCUAUGCGGACGCUGCCCAAUGCAAACAAAGUGUUGGCCUUCCUGCACUCGAUCUUCGGACUCUGCCAGCAGGUGCGGGACCGACCUCGAGCCUGUUUGCAAGCCCAUGCAAGACUGCACCAAGCCUUCUUGAGGAUCGCCAGUGCUGCCAAGCACGGGUCUCUACCCGUGAGUUUCCGACUGUCACACUUCAUCGUGCUGCUCAAUCAGCUCAAAGCUGUGCUGGAUCAACACUUGAAGCUCCCCAACCUCGUGGCAAAAGUUGCAGCCAGUCGACGGCUGUUGUCCGGACUGGCAAGAGUGCACCAUGAGCUGAACGUGGUGCUAGUGGACAAUUCUCUGGCUAGUGCCACCAGCUCACUGCUCGAGUGGAAACAGCAAUUUGCAUCCAACCGAUUGCAAGACGAGAAGACACUGCACGACACCCUCAUGGCGCUAUUGUCGACACCAACUUUUGUCAAUAAGGAGUUCCCCAGUGAACGUCGGCAAGCGUUGGUGCUACUAGAAUUGGUCGCUGAAUUCGCAGCCAAUGACCCACCCAGAGGCCAUUCAUCCCAACUGGUGGAGACGCUUAAAAUGACCCACCGCCGCAUCUCCAAUUUGUGUGAUUUACAUCUGCGACGUGUGCCAAGGUGGUUUUUACCUGGGUGUGAAGUGGAUUUUUCCCUUACUGAACACACUAUCGGCCACUCGAGAGGGUCAUUUGGAUCGACACUUCAUCGUGGCGAGGCAUACAGAUACAACUACAAUAGUGAAGGCGCUCUCAGUAGCUCAACGUCCACUGUGGCAGUCAAGUGUCUGUGGGCGCUCCCUGACGUUCAGUAUCAGUUCGUAGAGCAGCUUUUCGCUCGAAGUGGAGUCUCUAAGUGGACGCGAGUUCGACAUCCGAAUGUCGUGACUGUACGCGGAGCUUCCCACGCUGCAACUCCGCCGUUUUUGGUACGAGACUUUACCACUUAUAGCGGUCUUACAUCCUACCUUGCAGCGCUGGAAACUCGGGCGAAACAAUGUGCUGGGCCAGAGAGUAGUGGCAAGAUGGAGACCUUGACAUGGCAACUGCUUUACGGUGCCAGCCGUGGCCUACUACAUCUCCACGAACAACAUAGUAUCGUACACGGAGGUCUACGCUGCAACAACAUUCUAGUUGAUAAGAAAGGGCGAGCUGUGAUCGCCGACUUCGGGCUCUACACAUUGGCGUGUGACGCUAGAGACUCGGGACUCACGGAAUAUUUCCAGCUGGAUGUAUUCGACGCAGACGCGGAAGAAUUGAUUCGAUGGCAAGCUCCCGAGUGUUUACGAGAGCAUGUGGCAUAUCGCGAGUCUUUACGAUCUCUAUCAGAGACUGGCUCGGCUUUGGUAUCAAGCGGUUCAAGUGCCUCGGCCACGUCGUUUGCCACUGAUGUGUAUGCCUUUGGCAUGUGCAUUUUGGAGGCGCUGACACGUACUGUGCCGUGGGCUGGCUUGGAUAUCGCCAAGAUCCGCACACUUAAGGGCAAUUUGAGUCUACUGCCUUCUCGUCCAAAGUACAUCUCGGCUCAGGCGUGGACGCUCAUUGAGAAGAUGUGUGCAGCCGAUCCGAAGCAGCGAAUUACGCUGAGUGAAGCUUCACAAGAGCUCAAGCGACUGGGUUACGGCAAGCGAGUGUUCAAUCGAUCACGCAACAGCAGCUCGAAGGAUCUAGAAGGGCUUGAGACUGAUGCAGCUUCUAAGGUAGAUCGAGUGUCUAAUGUAUUGGAGGAAGUAUCACAAAGACUCCAGCAUCUCAGCAACGAAAGCCGGUCUAGAGGUAGCAGUACAACGGACUUGAAGACGAUGGAAGCCGAAGCAGUUGCCAAAGUGGAGCACGUGUCCACGUCAUUGGGCGAAGUUUCUCAAGAACUCAAGGAGAUAUCGGAUCGUUCUCGCAACGGGAGUAGUGCAGACUUGGUGGAGAUUGAGGAACAGGCUUCGCAGAAACUGGUUUGUGUGUCUAGUCUGCUGAACAUUGCGUCCCAAGAGCUGAAGCGACUGGGUAUGGGUGAUAAAGCGAGUAGUGAGUCACGCAGCAGCAGCACUCAAGACUUGGUGGCCAUGGCGCAAGAAGCUCUGGCCAAGUUGACUCGGCUGUCCAGUGAAGACUCUAAUCGAGAUGAAGCAAGCGUAGAAUCCCGUCCAGAUCAAAGUUCUAACGGUGACAUUGAGCCGGUGUCGCCUACUGAUCCUCUUGCCAGUCCACCGUCAGUCAAAACUAUCGAAGGAGUCACUGCUGCGACGGAUUUGUCAGCUCCCAGUGACGCGUCUACCGUAGAGCAGACUGGUCGCCGAGUCAAGGACUCUGUAUCGGCUAGAAGACAACGAUACUCCGGUGCAGUCGCAUGGGAUCCUGCUCCAGUAAAUGAAGAGGGAUCAGGCGAUAACUGGAUGUCUGAAGAAGAGACGAAGGCAUCGGUACCUCGUUCUCGUGAAGUCGUACGCUCCCUCCAUGGCGCGCUUGUCGAAGACCAUGCAGACGAUCAAUUAACCAGCACGGAUGACAGUGCUGAGGCUUCUACUGCUCCUGAAAGUAUCAGCAACCGCUCUACUGACGAUCAGCCUGAGCAAGAAAUGGACAGCGACACUGGCAGCUUCAAAGACGCCAUUUCAGAGGAAGACAGCGCGGUUCUCUUGAGUGACGACGAUGCAGAAGGUGUGACCACAGGCGAGAGCUCGACGGAUGACGAAGCUUUGAUGAUCGUGCCGGCCGAGUUCCAGACAGCGCGCAGCUAUGAGGAAGAUGACGACCCCACGUCACCGCUUCAUCCAGUCAUCAGUCUUCUUGAAAGUCUCAGAACUGAUGAACCCGAUGAAGCUCGGUUUGUGGAGACAUUGGCGACUAUGAAGGAGGAUCUCGAGCUCUCAACUGCGUGGACUAUCGUGGAAAGAGAGGGACUUUUGACUCUCAUGGAGCUGGUGUGGAAGAAUUACUCUGAUGCAUGCACUCUGUGUGCUCUGGAAUUGUUACAGUCGAUUUCUGGGCUCAGUCCUGACUUCGUGAUAGUCUUGGUAGAGUCUAAACUUGUGAAGAUUCUCCUCGCUGUAGUCAAGCACCGAUCGUCUCCUCAACAAGUGGAUUUUGCUGCAUCAUUCCUUCUUGAGAUCAUCGCGGAGAAUGACGAAGCCAAGAGACAAUUGUGGAAAUGUCGAGGUGUCGGUGUAAUGGAAGACAGUCUCGUUCUAGACCGUCGACUGGUCCAAGAGGUAAAGAGCACAAUGGCAAAAUUCAAGCGCAGUGAAGGCUACAAGAGUCUCGAGGAUGGCGAAUAUCAUUUGGCAAUCGACAAGUUUACCGAAGCGAUUGCCUUGGAUCGCAAACGUGCUGGAUACUACGGAGACCGAAGUCUGGCUUACAUGGAGGCAUCGAUGUUCAAGAAAGCAGCGGACGACGCCUACCGCUGUAUGCGCUACAAUCCGUACGAUGUAACGGGAUAUCUCCGUCAUGGUUUGGCUCUCAAGGCUCUGGGCAAGUACAAGGAAGCGAUCGCAUCUUUGCGAAAGGGAACGGAGGUAGAUCCCAAGUUUACCAAGAUCCACGACGCUCUAGCCGAAGCUGAGAGGCUUUACAAAGCCAGACUGAAAGGAGGAGAUGGCACUGUGUUGCGUCGUAUGACGGCGUCCGAGUCUGCGAAACUGAAGAAGAAAGACGGCGACGAUGCACUAAGGAAGAAGGACUUUGCUCUUGCCAUCGAGUGCUACUCCGAAGCUCUCGAACUGGACCCGAAGAACGACUGGGUGUAUCUUCAUCGCAGUAUCGCCCACGCUGCUCGUGGAGACCACCCGAAGGCGAUAGAAGAUGCGUCUAGAUGCAUCCGAAUCAACUACCGACAGGUAGAAGGAUACUACCGUCUCGCCUUGGCGUUGCAUGCUGCUGGUCAACACGACCAGGCCUUGAGUACUCUGUAUCGCGGACAAGAAGUGGACCCUCGACACGCGGGUAUCACUCGCUUUAUAAGCCAACUGGAAGCAGAGGAAGCGAAGGCAGCAGGACUGCCACUCACCGAGUGGUUCAAGGAGAAAGGGUACAGGGCGUUCCAAUUGCGUUCGUACGAAGAUGCCAUCAAGUUUUACACCAAGGCGAUCGAUGCGUCCCAGUCUGAUGAUGACGACGUGGUCAUGCACUGCUACUUGUACCGGUCUCGAGCCAACCAGACACGAGGCGAGUUCACAGCAGUGAUCGCCGACUGUACGUAUGUACUGGAGCGUCGUCCGAAGAAUGUGUUUGCGAGGCUUCGACGAGCUGAUGCGUACGAGCAGCAACGUGACUUCCACAUGGCGCUGAAGGAUAUUCGGGAGUUGGUGGCGCUUAAUCCGGAGUACGAAGAUGCCCACGCAAGGCUUCGUUCUCUCGAGCAUCGAUGCAGACUCUUGCCUGGUGCUUCGGAGCAUAAGGGUGUCGUGGAGGUAGAUCUAUGAGUUUGAUACAAAAAAGGGUAGUAUUGUAUUGAGUACAUUACUUUUUGCAAAUGGGGA